Durio zibethinus is the source of this 1774-nucleotide messenger RNA. NCBI's taxonomy places the organism in Eukaryota, Viridiplantae, Streptophyta, Magnoliopsida, Malvales, Malvaceae. The record is from RefSeq and is a predicted model, not a curated record.
AGUUUUAUGUGAACGUGCCAGUUAGGCGCUUAGCGUUACAGCUUGUAAUUAUACGCCCUACCGUGAACGCAGUUGUCCAAAACCACCGGUUGGACCACCUCAGAAUUAUUAUUUUUCAAUUGGGUCAGAAGCCUGAUCUUUCACCGUGAACCCAGGGGCCAAUUGCUGCAAAUUUUUCGCCUCGUUGCAAUGGCAGAACGUUAAAUGAUUGACUGAUCUGGAAAAUGCAAUGAUAUUAGAAUCAUUUUUCCCACCAUAAAUCCAAGUGGGCGCUUGGUCUAGUGGUAUGAUUCUCGCUUUGGGUGCGAGAGGUCCCGAGUUCGAUUCUCGGAGCGCCCCAUGUUCAAUUGGAUCAAUUUUUUAUUGCCCCGAUUGGCUAUCACCGUGCAACGUUGUCAACGCUAGUUCAUCGUGUCUAUCUAUGUUAAACAGUUAAACCCAAAACCCUCAACUGUAACUUGUCGCAAACAGAAGCACCAACUUUCAACUUGGAAACUCUCUUUAUCUGGACUAAAGUGAAAAAAGCUUCAACAACCAUCUAGACCAGUUUCCUGGUUUGCAUUGCUGAAAUUAGCUACCUCUUCUUGAAGGUACCCUUGACUUGGAAUUUUUUUCAAUACAAAUAUAAAUAUUUAUAGAGAGAAAUCGGAUGGUGUUUGGGCAAGUUGUGAUUGGCCCACCUGGGUCAGGAAAGACUACUUACUGCAAUGGCAUGUCUCAGUUCCUCAAAUUUAUUGGAAGAAAGGUUGCUGUAAUCAAUUUGGAUCCAGCCAAUGAUUCAUUACCUUAUGAGUGUGCUGUCAACAUUGAGGAUCUCAUAAAACUAAGUGAUGUGAUGACAGAACAUUCUUUGGGGCCUAAUGGAGGUCUUGUCUAUUGUAUGGAUUAUUUAGAGAAGAAUGUUGAUUGGUUGCAGUCAAAACUGGAACCUCUUUUGAAAGAUCACUAUCUUCUUUUUGAUUUUCCCGGCCAGGUUGAACUAUUUUUCCUUCACUCAAAUACCAAGAAUGUUGUCAUGAAGCUUAUUAAAAAGUUGAACCUUAGGUUGACUGCUGUACAUUUAGUUGAUGCCCACCUAUGCAGUGACCCUGGGAAGUAUGUUAGUGCUUUGCUUCUCUCAUUAUCUACCAUGUUGCACUUGGAGCUGCCACACAUCAAUGUCUUGUCUAAGAUCGACCUAAUUGAGAGCUAUGGAAAGCUGGCUUUCAAUCUGGAUUUCUACACAGAUGUGCAAGAUUUAUCAUAUUUACAUCACCAUCUUGACCAGGAUCCCCGCUCUGCUAAGUAUAGAAAACUUACAAAGGAGCUCUGUGAAGUAAUCGAAGACUUUAGUCUUGUCAAUUUCACAACCUUGGAUAUUCAGGAUAAAGAGAGUGUUGGUAAUCUUGUGAAGCUUAUUGACAAGAGCAAUGGAUACAUAUUUGCUGGUAUAGAUGCCAGUGCAGUUGAAUUCAGCAAGAUUGCAGUACGACAAGUUGAUUGGGAUUAUUACAGAGCUGCAGCAGUGCAAGAGAAGUACAUGAAGGAUGAUGAAAAUUUUGAUGAUAAAGACUGAUAGUGCUUUUUGGUGAGACAACGGGAUCCUAGUUGCCUACGCCUUCCCAUUUUUGUUCAAGUUUAUGUAUAUUUUUAUGAAUUUGGACUUGUUAAUCUCAAGUUUAUUAAGAUUGUAGAUCCAGAGGAUAUAAAGAAAAUUUAAGAAACUUCAAUUAGACGGAAUUUUGAGAGCUGGUUUUCUCAUGCAAUAAACCGGUGAGCACACGAUUCUUGUCCU